AUAAUAUUGAAUUUCCUCCUAUCGUGUAUAUAUAUAAUUGCUUGGACAUUGGUUUCUUUGCUAUAAACCUUUCUUUCUUGUUCAACCAUGGCACAACAAGAAGAACAAUUCAAUGUUGUUGAAGUUUGCAAUGUUGAACCAUUUCAUGAACCAACAAAACCUUCUCAGUCACCAACCUCACUUCCACUAACUUUCUUUGAUCUUCUAUGGCUAAGAUUUCCACCAGUUGAACGUCUCUUCUUCUAUGAAUUCACAAACUCAACCAAUUUUUUUUAUGAAACUUUUCUUCCAAAUCUCAAACACUCACUUUCACUCACACUUCAACACUUUCUCCCUUUCGCCGGAAACAUAGUUUGGCCUAUUGGUUCAUCGAAACCAAUCAUAAACUAUGUUCCCGGUGAUUUUGUUUCCUUCACGGUUGUUGAAUCAAACUCAAGUUUCAAAGAUCUUUCUUCUAAUCAUUGUGAAGCUUCAAAAAGACAUCAUUUGAUACCCCUUUUGAAAACUUCACAUGAAAAAGCUUCUUUGGUUUCGUUUCAAGUCACUUUGUUUCCAAACAAUGGUUUUUGCAUUGGAAUAACAACACAUCAUGCUGGUUUUGAUGGAAAAUCUUCAACAAAUUUCAUGAAAUCAUGGUCCUAUAUUACAUCUUCUAUUUCUAACCUUGAUUCAUCUUUUUUAUCUUUACCUGAAAAUCUAACACCUUUUUUUGAUAGAUCAUUGAUACAAGAUCAUAAUAAUGGAAUUGGAAUCAGUGAAGCAUAUGUUAUUGAUAUUAUGAAACAAGGUGGACCAAACAAUAAAAGUGUCAAGGUUAUAGAUUUUCCUAGUACAUUGAAAAAUGAUGCAAUUAAAAGCUUCUUUGAAUUAACACCUUCAAAUAUUCAAAAGCUUAAGCAACAUGCAAAAAAUGAGAUGAAGAUGAAUGUUACUAAUUUGUCAACAUUUUCAGUUACAUGUGCUUAUGUGUUAUCAUGUUUAGCAAAAGCAGAAAAACCAAAGGAUGAAAAAGUGAUUUUAAUAUUUGCUGUUGAUUGUAGAACAAGAUUGGACCCUCCAAUUUCUUCUAUGUAUAUUGGAAAUUGUAUUGCAGGACAAAAGGUUAAGCUUGAGCCAAAGAAAUUAGUUGAAAAAGAUGGAUUUUUAAGUGCUUUAGAAGGGAUGAGUGAAGGUUUGAAUAAGGUGAAAAAUGAUGGAGUGUUGAAUGGAGCUGAAAACUGGUUAAGUCAUAUGGUAAAUGCUAAUGAGAGUAUUAAAAUAUAUUCUAUUGCUGGAUCACCAAGGUUUGAAGUUUAUAGUAUUGAUUUUGGAUUUGGAAAGCCUAAAAAAGUGGAUACUACUUCAACUGAUAAAACAGGAGCAUUUUCUAUUAGUGAAACUAGGAAUAAUGAUGGUGGAGUUGAGAUUGGUUUGGCUUUAAACAAGCAAGAGAUGGAAACUUUUUCUACCCUUUUUGUUCAAGGACUUGAAUGCAUUUAAAGUUUCAAACUUUACUACUAGUUUGAAGAAAACACAAUUGUUUGAAUAUAUGUUUCAGGCAAUUUGUUUUGGUAUGAAUAAAUGUAAUUUUGUUAUUGUUGUUAUCGAUUGCUCUGCACUCUUUUUUCCUUGUCAGGCUUUUUCCCACUGGAUUUUCUUGACAAGGUUUUUAAUGAGGCAGAGACUGAGUUCUCUUGAUCUUUUGGCUUGGUUUUGGUCUAGUCCCCCAAGUGCUAUGUAACUUUAUCUUUUUUAAUAUUAUUUUGGGAGUUUAAAAAAAAAAUUUAAAUUUGUAUUCAAUGUGCAACAUCAGCAUUAUUUUUAUUAUGAUUGCAAUAAUGCAAUCUUCUAUAGACUGCAUAGCCAGAGUACCCUUUGGAAGAUGUAUUCAAUGUAUGUCUGUACUUUUUUCAAUUCAUCCUUGCUUUAAUUUCUGGCUAUCCAU
Trifolium pratense (red clover) is the source of this 1924-nucleotide messenger RNA. Its product is annotated as phenolic glucoside malonyltransferase 1-like. The record is from RefSeq and is a predicted model, not a curated record. The coding region runs from base 88 to 1479 and encodes 463 amino acids. The transcript has a single exon. Lineage: Eukaryota; Viridiplantae; Streptophyta; Magnoliopsida; Fabales; Fabaceae.